This is a messenger RNA of Symbiodinium natans, 3531 nucleotides long. The record is from the annotation of a GenBank genome assembly. Lineage: Eukaryota; Dinophyceae; Suessiales; Symbiodiniaceae.
AUGGGUGAUGCCCUCCCAGUGAUCGAUCUCGGUGUAGGGCGCACAGCGAAGCGGGUGUCUUCCGCGGCAAACCAUGCUUGUGCUAUCCUGGACGACGACACGCUGAAGUGCUGGGGGCGCGGUCUCGAUGGCGGUCUUGGGUAUGGAGACACCACAAACAGAGGUGACAGCGCUGGCUCGAUGGGUGCUAGCUUGCCGGCAGUGGACCUCGGCACGGGCAAGCUGGCGCAGGAGGUGAUGUGCUGCAAGCCAUCCAACACGUGCGUGAUCCUCACUGACGGCACUGUGAAGUGCUUCGGGAGCAACGUCUAUGGACAGCUGGGUUAUGGAGAUACAACGACUCGUGGCGACUCUCCCACCAGCAUGGGCGACAAUUUACCGGCUGUGGACCUGGGGACGGGAAGGACCGCGCUGCAGAUAGGCUGUGGCUAUGAGGUCCACUGCGCUCUGCUGGACAAUGGCGCCGUGAAGUGUUGGGGUUAUGGACUUUAUGGGCUUUUGGGUCAAGAGACGGAGACGAACGCGGGCAAUUUGGCGAACACAAUGGGCGACUUCCUGCCACCCAUUAAUCUUGGCACCGGUCGGACAGCGACGUCGAUUGGUGUCGCCGGAUACAUGGUCUGCGCCAUCUUGGACAACAGUGAUCUGAAGUGCUGGGGAGAAGGCACGUCGGGCCAGUUGGGGUAUGGUGAUGCAUCGCGGCGAGGGUCAUACGCAAACACCAUGGGGGACUUCUUGCCAGCUGUAGACAUGGGUACAGGCAGGACAGCCACCAAAGUGCGAUGUGGCAACCUCUACUGGGGAUGCGCAGUUCUUGACGACGACAGCGUGAAAUGCUGGGGCACCGGUGGGGCGCAGCAGGGCCAAGGAGACACGUCGCUCCGUGGAAGUUCAAGUAACACAAUGGGAGACUUUCUACCUCCAAUUGAUCUCGGGACGGCCCCUGUGACAGUGACGACCACUACGCUGACAGCAACGACCUCGACCAAGACCAGUGUCACAACCACAGGCACCACUUCGAGUGGUACCAUCACUAGCACCAGCACCUGGACAUCAACAUCCAGCUCAACCAGUAUAUCCGCCACAAGCACCGUUACAUCAUCAACCACCGAAACUUUCAGCAGCACGAGCAGCAGCACAAGCAUCACGAGCACCGACACCACGACUUCCAGCAGCACUACCGUGAGCAGCACCACUUCCAGCAGUGCUACCGCGAGCAGCACCACAACGAGCAGCGCUACCGCCAGCAGCACCACAACGAGCAGCGCUACCGUGAGCAGCACCACAACGAGCAGCGCUACUACGAGCAGCACCACCACAACCAGCACUUCCGCAAGCAGCAGUACAACAGGCAGUGCUACGUUCAGCAGCACCACAACAAGCAGCACGAGCUUGUCCAUAACCACGAGCAGCUCCGUGACCAUCACCUCCAGCAGCAGUAGCAGCAGCAGUAGCAGCAUCAGCGGCACUACGUCCACGACUGUGAGCCAGACAACGACGUCCAGAAGCACCAGCAGCUCCAUUACAAGCAGCUCCAGUACCAGUAGCAGCAGCAGCAGUAGCAGCAGUAGCAGUGUCAGUGGCACUUCAUCCGCCACCUUCACAUCCACAUCCACGAGCCUGUCAUCGACUCGUAGCUCAAGCAGUUCCGCCACAAUCUCCUCAACUGGAACGACGACACCCGAAGGAAAUACCACCACGACCUCGGUCACACCGUUAAACCAAGAGGAGUUCGACAAGCUUGAGCAGCUGCGUGAGGAGCAGGCGCAGGCGGCUGUGGCGUCCCUGGACGCCAGCGAGGAAGAGGCGGUGAACCAGACACUGCAGCUGCUGUCUGCCCUCAUCGCGGACAGCCAGAACUCCACGGAUGGAGUCCUUGCCGAAGCCUCCAUUACCACGGACGCCGGCACGCUGAAGGUGGUGGCGUUGUCUGCCGAGACCAUGUCGAACGGAAGCAACGUGAGCAUUGGGACUGAGGAGGGCACCAGCAUCCUUGUCCCCCAAGCGGUCUUGGCUCAAGCCGCCUCCGUCGCCGGCUCAGGCAUCGUUCUGCUGAGCGUCACCACGCUCUCUGAGAACAUCACGGACAAGAUUCGGAGCGACGAUGCGAGGUUAGGCCGACGCCUGGACACCCAGGGAUCUACGCUGGCUGGCCAGUCCAUCAGCCUUAACUUCCGCGGCGCCGAUGGGGCCAGGCUGGCGAUCAACAACCUCGCAAGCCCCAUGGAGCUGACCCUCGCCGUGAACGAGGAGAACGCCACCUGCGCCUACUUUGACGAGGAGACACUGACCUGGUCCACUGAAGGCGUGGAGACCGUUGGCACCUCCUCGGGGCAGGUCAUCUGCCGCACCUCACACUUGUCCAUUUUCGGAGGAAUUCUGGAGUUCAUCCUCGCUGAUGUGGCCAAGGUCUUGAAGUGCAGCAGUGCCGGAGACCUCCUAAGCGCACAAGGUGUCAGCAAGCUGGCCGAACUCCAGUGGCUUGCCUAUGGCACCUCCGUUGUCGUCUUCGUGUCUCUCUUCAUCUUCUCAUUGGCGUUCUGCUUUGCGGUUCGGCUGGACACCAAGGUGAGCAAGGCCAUACCCUGGGAGCACAAGGAGCCCGUGCUGCUCCGGACGAAGGCGUCCGUCGCCGAAAUUCUCGAGACCGAGGAUGACAAGGCGAGCAAGUCUUGCUGCGACCGCAUGAAGGAGAAUUUGGAGAGUUCCGUGGAGUGGUUUUUGUGGGGAAUUGGCCUUUGCUUCGGCUAUGAAAACUUGGCAGAGGUCGUGAAGGAGUUCCUUCCGAAUGCUCCAGAGUCGACGGUCAAUCGUUGCAUCACCACGAUCCACGCCCACAAGACCGGCACCUCCAGAGAUAGCAUCGACGGUGUCAAGAAGAUGUCCAAGUCCUUUUCUCGAACCAAGUCCCUGUCCACGUCAAAUGUCCUCGAGCCUGCAGAUGAUCCUGUGCCUGAAGACAUGGGAGACAGGAGAUCUACCAGUUUUUCCAAGCGCGCUUUGCCGUCCAGCAUCGUGGGCAAGAUGGACGCGUUUCACUCCAAGCAUAGCGUCGGCUUGCUUGACUACCAGGAGAUCCAGGAACACGGGGCAAAAGCCGUCAAAAGCUUUGUCUCGAGCACCUGGAUGACACGGAUCCUUCUGCUUUUCCCGGCCUUGCACCCGUGGCUGGAGACAGUUCGCUUCAGCCUCUUUACCUCGCACACCACGCGCACCGCGCUGAUCAUCACAAAGUUGACGAGUGCAGCUGCCGUGGGCGCGCUGUUUUUCUCCAGCACCUCUUUUACGUCGAGCUCAGAUCCGGACUGUGCCCCCCCAACCAACCUUCUCUCGCAGAUGAUACAGGCGGCCACUGUGGGUCUGCUCUCCGCCUUUUUUGGGGACACCGUGAUCUUUGUUCUGUUUAUCAUACAGAGUCGCCAGGCGGUUGACAAGAAUGAGUGGAAGCCGCGUGAGAAGGAGCGACUUUUGUGGCGAUGGAGAUGCAAAUCCACCCUGUUUCUCUGCUGCAACCGUCGCGAAGAUCAGUGA